GUCUUAUUCAACCUAUAUGAGAUAAGUCCUGAUUUUCAGUUGACGAUCUAACCUCAAAUUCGGGCCUCGGCAAAAAGUCUAGCUGUUUCCACGUCCCCCUCAUUUAUCAUGAGGAUCGCCCUCAUGAAACCGGAAGACUAAUUCCUCUUCUUCACAUCAGACAAAUCUCAUUAUCGACUCAAAAUGGCUUCAAAACAUUCUGCAGUCGGUCCAAAAGCCUUGGUCUUAUCAGCCCUCACCAUAGGUCUAGGUAUUUUCCUCGCCCGCCCCAUUAACCGCGUCACAACCGUUCUCGGCUUCUUCCGCACCCCAUCCUCCACCGUAGUCUCUGAUGCAGACUUCAUAACCAUCGACGACACAAUUGUCUGCGAAGACGUGCAUCUUCACUCUGGUUUACUCUACACAGCUUGUGAAGAUUCCUACGCACCGCGGUUCUCGUGGUUUCCUGGUCUGGGCGUUCUGCACGAUCCCCUCACGGCUAGCAAGUCGCGUGGGUCUAUCCACGUCAUAGACCCCAAGACGUUUAAAUCGAAAAGAUUAGAAUUUGAGGGCUUUGAGGGACCUUUUAUUACGCAUGGUAUUGAUGUUAUUGCUGAUCCUGAGGAUAAGGAUGGGGUUUAUAUUUUUGCUGUGAAUCAUGUUCCGAAUCCUGAGUACCUUCAGCAUGUUGUUGAUGGGAAGAAAGAUGAGUUUGGCGGAAACAAAGCUGCUUCUCAGGUUGAGAUCUUCCAUCAUCGUGUUGGAUCUUCUUCAGUUAAGUAUGUCCGAUCAAUCAGUCAUCCUUUGAUCCAGACUCCAAACGACAUUGUUGCUCUGUCCCCGACAAGCUUUUACGUCACGAACGAUCAUCAUUAUCGCGAGGGUCUUAUGCGACAGGUCGAGGAUAUGUACUAUGGUGCAAAAUGGUCAAACACAAUCUAUGUUGAAAUCACCGAUACCACCUCCAAGGAAUCGACAUCAGGAUUCAAUGCUUCCGUCGCUCUGACAGGCCUUCAUAACAACAACGGUCUCGGCCACGGACGAGCUCCCAACGAAAUCGCCAUUGGAAGUGCAGCUAGCGGAGAUAUCCACAUAUCCACCGUCAAACCCGACCAUAGCAUCCAAGUCCUAGAAACAAUCCCAUUCGACGCAGCCGUCGAUAAUCCCUUCUACUACGCUGAUCCAUUCGCUAGUGGAGACAGCGACAGCAGCGGUUAUGUCUCCGCUGGUCUUUCAAAGGCCUGUGAGCUCGCAAACAACAUUGGCAUCGAUACUGCUACUGAACCAGUAAUGGUCUGGCUCGCACAGCGAAAGAAUGGAAAGUGGGAGAAGAAGCUUCUUUUUGAAGACGAUGGAAAGAGAUUGAGGUCUGCGGCUACAGCCGUGUUGAUUGGCAUUGACCCAAAGCUUGAGGGGGUUGAAAUCAUCUCUAUCUCCACUGCCUUGAUGGCAUCGGGUGGUAUCGCAACCCUCACAUUCUUCGACGUGCCAGAGCUUCAAUCUCAGCCUGCUUCUCGGUCUCUACCCUCUAUCCGAUGGCUGUUCAGUCGGGGAUCACACGUAUUCCCAUCAGCCUCACUUCUAUCAACCAUUGGCUUUAUAUACUCUGCAUCCUCUAGUAACUUCCCAGGCACCGGUCCUCUAUACGCUGUCACAACCAACACUGUCAAAGCCAAUACAUUCUUAACCGCUGCGGCUCUAGCAUUUAGCAUCGCGCCGUUUACUCAACUCAUGAUUCCUACAAACUUCACGCUCAUCAAGGAGAAUAAUAAACUUGGUGGGACGAGGAGUGAAAAAGCGUCUGAGUAUGACACAUCCACGGGUCGGAGUGCUUGGGAGUCUGUUAAAGGAACGGAUGAAGGAUUCGAGUUCGCGGACUUAAGCGGUCCUCAGGAACAAACGGAGAGGGAGUCCACGGUAGAGGAAGAUGAAAAGGUCCGUGAGUUGCUGGAGAGGUUCCGGUGGUUGAACCUCGUGAGGGCCGUUCUUAUUGGCGUUGGAGGAGUUGUUGGUCUCUAUGCUGCGACCAGCUAAUGGCUUAUGAACCUUGUUGAAUGAUAGCUAUCUCACUUCGUUCUGAUCUCUCUCAGUUUGCACGGUAUUCUCACGUAUUGUAUGUGCAGGGUCGAGGCGUUAA
Messenger RNA from Fusarium oxysporum Fo47, 2116 nucleotides. RefSeq lists its product as uncharacterized. NCBI's taxonomy places the organism in Eukaryota, Fungi, Ascomycota, Sordariomycetes, Hypocreales, Nectriaceae. The transcript is spliced from 2 exons. Bases 184 to 2013 code for a protein of 609 amino acids. Gene Ontology annotation, molecular function: arylesterase activity. The record is from RefSeq and is a predicted model, not a curated record.